Messenger RNA from Ziziphus jujuba (common jujube), 2705 nucleotides. RefSeq names its product cycloartenol synthase. The coding region runs from base 268 to 2559 and encodes 763 amino acids. The transcript is spliced from 18 exons. The record is from RefSeq and is a predicted model, not a curated record. Gene Ontology annotation, molecular function: intramolecular transferase activity. Gene Ontology annotation, biological process: triterpenoid biosynthetic process. Gene Ontology annotation, cellular component: lipid droplet. NCBI's taxonomy places the organism in Eukaryota, Viridiplantae, Streptophyta, Magnoliopsida, Rosales, Rhamnaceae.
UUCUGCCCUUUGUUUCUUCUGAAGUCCUCGUGACAGUUGGAUUUCAAGCUUGAAAGCCAUAAACUGUUCAGAAGAUGGAAAGCUGAAGAAUAAUACAUGCUUGUGAUCAUCUAUGAGAAAGCGAUAACAGUUUGGCCCAUUCAAGGCAACAUUUUGAUCAGUAAAAGGCAGCCAAAAUCACUCCUUUAAAAAAAGAUAAAAAAAAGAAAAAAGAAAAAAAAAGAAAAAGGAAAAGAAAGCACAGAGAGAGAGAGAGAGAGAGGCAAUAUGUGGAAGCUGAAGAUUGGGGCAGAGACAGUUGGUGAAGGAGGGAGUGAUGGGUGGCUGAGAAGUGUGAACAGUCACUUGGGGCGGCAGGUUUGGGAGUUCCACCCGGAGCUGGGCACCCCGGAAGAGCUUCGGCAAAUCCAAGAUGCUCGUGAUGCUUUCUUCAAUCAUCGCUUCCAUAAGCAGCACAGCUCCGACCUCCUCAUGCGGAUUCAGUUUGCAAAGGAGAAUCCCUGUGUUGCUAAUCCGCCACAAGUAAAGGUUAAAGAUACAGAUGAGGUCACAGAAGAAUCGGUGACGACCACUUUAAGAAGGGCUAUCAACUUCUAUUCCACAAUCCAAGCACAUGAUGGUCAUUGGGCUGGGGAUUACGGAGGCCCUAUGUUUCUACUUCCUGGUUUGGUCAUUACACUUUCAGUCACAGGAGCUCUAAAUGCUGUUUUGUCGAAAGAACAUCAAUGUGAGAUGUGCAGAUAUAUUUACAAUCACCAGAAUGAAGAUGGGGGCUGGGGACUGCAUAUUGAAGGACCCAGCACCAUGUUUGGAACGGUAUUGAAUUAUGUUAGUUUGAGGUUGCUUGGUGAAGGUGCUGAGGAUGGGUUAGGGACGAUUGAAAAUGCACGUAAAUGGAUAUUGGAUCAUGGUGGCGCGACUGCAAUUACUUCAUGGGGGAAAAUGUGGCUUUCAGUACUUGGAGUAUAUGAGUGGUCAGGGAAUAAUCCACUGCCUCCAGAAGUAUGGUUAUGUCCUUACACUCUCCCAUUUCAUCCAGGAAGAAUGUGGUGUCAUUGUCGGAUGGUAUAUCUGCCAAUGUCAUAUUUGUAUGGCAAGAGGUUUGUUGGACCUAUCACACCCACAAUUAGAUCUCUAAGGAAGGAGCUCUAUACGGCCCCCUACCAUGAAAUUGAUUGGAACAGAGCUCGCAAUGAAUGUGCAAAGGAAGAUCUGUACUAUCCACACCCACUGGUUCAGGAUGUUCUAUGGGCAUCUCUUCACUAUGUAUAUGAACCUAUUUUUAUGCGCUGGCCUGCGAAAAAAUUGAGGGAGAAGGCAUUGUCAACUGUAAUGCAGCAUAUUCACUAUGAAGAUGAGAAUACUCGGUACAUAUGUAUAGGGCCUGUUAACAAGGUAUUGAAUAUGCUUUGUUGCUGGGUGGAGGACCCAAACUCAGAGGCAUUCAAGUUGCAUCUUCCUAGAAUAUCUGACUAUUUGUGGAUUGCAGAAGAUGGCAUGAAAAUGCAGGGCUAUAAUGGAAGUCAAUUAUGGGAUACUGCUUUUGCUGUUCAAGCAAUAGUGUCAACUGAUCUUGCUGAAGAAUAUGGACCAACAAUAAGAAAAGCACACGAAUAUAUUAAAAAUUCACAGGUCUUAGAAGAUUGCCCUGGAGAUCUAAAUUUUUGGUACCGUCACAUUUCGAAGGGUGCUUGGCCAUUCUCAACCGCAGACCACGGAUGGCCUAUCUCUGACUGCACAGCAGAAGGACUGAAGGCUGUUCUAUUACUAUCACAACUUUCAUCAGAAACAGUUGGGGAUUCACUAGAUGUGAAGCGACUAUUUAAUGCUGUGAAUGUUAUCCUUUCCUUACAGAAUGGUGAUGGUGGCUUUGCAACUUAUGAAUUGACUAGAUCAUACCAGUGGUUGGAGCUGAUCAAUCCUGCAGAAACUUUUGGAGACAUUGUUAUUGAUUACCCAUAUGUUGAAUGUACCUCGGCAGCCCUUGAAGCACUUACACUGUUCAAGAAAUCAUAUCCUGGGCAUAGGAGGGAAGAAGUGGAAAACUGUAUUACUAAUGCUGCAAUGUUCAUUGAAAAUAUACAAGCAAAAGAUGGCUCUUGGUAUGGAUCCUGGGGAGUCUGCUUCACAUAUGCAGGGUGGUUUGGAAUAAAAGGGUUGGUGGCAUCUGGGCGGACAUACGAAAAUUGUCCCAGUAUUCGUAAAGCAUGUGAUUUUCUGCUGUCAAAAGAACUUCCUUCAGGUGGUUGGGGAGAAAGUUAUCUAUCAUGUCAGAACAAGGUCUACACAAAUCUGAAGGACAAUAAGCCUCAUAUAGUCAAUACUGCAUGGGCCAUGUUGGCAUUAAUUGUUGCUCGACAGGCUGAGAGAGAUCCGAUGCCACUGCACCGUGCGGCAAGAAUACUGAUAAAAUCUCAAAUGCAUGAUGGAGAUUUUCCUCAAGAGGAGAUCAUGGGAGUGUUCAACAAGAACUGUAUGAUAAGCUAUGCAGCAUACAGGAACAUCUUUCCUAUAUGGGCCCUUGGAGAAUAUCGUCUUCAUGUAUUGCGCUCCCUUUAAUUACUUAAUGGAUGUAAACUAAUAUCAGUCACUCAACUUGUACCUUUGUUUUCUUUAUUUUUAUAAUCAACUACCAUGCAAUUAGUUGGGAAAUUUUGUAUUAUGCAUUGCAAAAGUACGUGAAUUUAGCCCCUUGUUUUUCCUUA